Messenger RNA from Myxocyprinus asiaticus (Chinese sucker), 7031 nucleotides. It is a transcript of the gene brinp2, whose product is annotated as bone morphogenetic protein/retinoic acid inducible neural-specific 2. The coding region runs from base 799 to 3129 and encodes 776 amino acids. The transcript has 9 exons. The record is from RefSeq and is a predicted model, not a curated record. Lineage: Eukaryota; Metazoa; Chordata; Actinopteri; Cypriniformes; Catostomidae. Gene Ontology annotation, biological process: negative regulation of mitotic cell cycle; positive regulation of neuron differentiation.
UUGGCAGUGAGUGAUGACUACAGUACAGGCAGCUCGAGUCUAGCUCUACCACUAUUCUGGCACAAACACACAGAGACUGUCAAUGGAUAUCACAGAUUAACCAUGACAGGUGCAGUUUCCGUACCUGGAAGAAGCUGGAUAAUGCAAACGAGUUGAAUGGAGAGAGCAGCUUCGUAUGGAUUUAUAAUUUAACCACAUCUCUGCAUGUAUCCUUUUUUUUUUUUUAAAUCAUACAGUUAUCAAGGUGAUCAGAAAUGCACUGUUGACUUUAUGAUUUGUCUUGCCAAGAAAGAUUGAAUUGCUGGGACUUCCAUCCUACAGAACUGGUUUUAAAAGUUCAAUUUCGUCUGUUUUCAUCUUUGUUUUAAACUGAUCACACAAAAAAAAAAAAAAAAAAAAAAAACAACUAAUGGCUAACUACAUUUUUAUUCUUCCAGUCACAUGCAUGAAGAACUGUACCUAAAUGGACCACACUUAGUUGCCCUCACUUUGAAGCAAGAAGGUAUGCCAAUAAAAUGCCUGGAUUACCCUUUUGACUACCCAUUAAAAUCACAACGGAGGAGGUAAAGGGAAAGCAGGGGGCUAAGUGAGUGGGAACUGCAUUUCUCCACUUAAGGCAUCCUGAUUGUCAUUAUAAGCUGAUCGGAUACUGUAAAGACUAGAGUGGAACCUCCCUUCACACUCUGGAAUGAGUUCAAUGAUACCAGCAAGUUCCAUCCAUCCAUCCAUCCUUCCAAUGAUAAUCGAAGGUCAAAGGGACUGGCAGAAGAAUGCUGGCAGCAGGUGCCCAGAGGCAGGAUGGCGAUGUGUUGGCAGAGAGCUGCGGUUGUUAGAUGGUUCCUCUUGAUGCUCCUGUUGCAUUGGGCACCUCUGUGCUCACUGAGCUGGUUCCUGGCUCUGGCUGAGCCUCUGAACCAGAAAACCUCACCUUUCAUUUCCAUCUCCGGAUGGGGCAGCGGCCAGCUGGACUGGCUCCUGUCUGAUAAAGGGCCCUUCCAUCGCUGUCCAGAAUAUACAGAGUUCAAAGAACGCAUCCAACAAGGCUUCUCCACACGCUACAAAAUCUACAGGGAGUUUAGUCACUGGAAAGUGAACAGCUUGGUGACAGAGAAGAGAGAUUUCUUCAAAGCCCCACUGCCUUUGGCGCCAGAGUUUUUACGCAACCUCAGGCUUCUGGGGAGAAGGCCGAGCCUUCAGCAGAUCCAUGAAAACCUGAUCAAGAAAUAUGGCACUCAUUUCUUGGUAUCAGCCACACUGGGAGGGGAGGAGUCGCUCACAAUCUUCUUGGACAAACAGAAGCUGAGUAAAAAGACAGAGGGAAAAGGAAACAGCUCCGUGGUCUCCCUGGAAAUCUUGCACCAGUUGGCAGCGUCAUACUUCACAGACAGAGAAAGCACCCUGCGAAAGCUGCACCACCUGCAGAUCGCUACAUCUGCCAUCAAGGUAUCGGAGACCAGAACAGGGCCUCUUGGAUGCAGUAACUACGACAGCCUGGAUUCUGUCAGCUCCGUCUUAGUGCACAGCCCAGAAAACAAAAUCCAUCUGAAAGGUUUACAGGAUGUGCUCCCAGAGUUUCUGCGGAAUCGUUUUGUGGAGGCAGCCCUCAGUUACGUGGCGUGCAAUUCCGAGGGUGAACUACUGUGUCGCAACAAUGACUGCUGGUGCCACUGCUCCACAAAGUUCCCGGAUUGUAACUGCCCCUUUGCAGACAUCAAAGCCAUGGAAGAGAGUCUCCGUAAGAGCAAGGAGUCCUGGACCAACCUCAACUAUGAUUUCAUGGAGUCAGAUGAGUUCAAGGCCUUUCUCAAGAAAUUGCCAACGGACCAGUUUUUAAACACCUCUGCCAUCUUAAAGUUCUGGACGUCAGAUCUGGUCCUGCAGAGACGCUAUAGUCUGCUGGAGGCGAGCACUAAGGUGGUGCUUGGCAAAGCCAUCAAAAUAGUUCGCAAGCUCUUUGCUCUCAGCAAGCGCUGUCCCACACAGCCAAAGAUCAGCCUGACGAAAGAAAGGACUCUAGGGUUUUGGCUAAACAAAGCCCAGUCUCUACUGUACUGCAGUGAGCAUGGUGUGCAUGGCACCUUCUCAGAGGAACUGCAGGGCUGCAUCUGCGCUGCAGAGCAACGUACUCUCUGCCAGGGCACUGUGCCAUGUAGGGUGGGUGAGGGGAACCUCUGCUCGUCCUGUGCCCCAGACAACAUUACCCGCUGUGGCACAUGCUUCCCAGGCAGCAUCCUCCAUAUGGGCUCCUGUCGCCCCAACAUUGCCAACUCAUUGGACCACUAUGUCAACUUUGAAUUUGACAUGCCUGAUGCUGAGAUGCAUUACCUCCUCCAGAGGCUUGAUAGCCGCAUGGAAGUCCAUGCAAUCUACAUCAGCAAUGAUGUGCGGCUCGGCAGCUGGUUCAACCCAGCAUGGCGGAAACGCAUGCUGCUCACCCUCAAGAGCAACAAGAACAAAUCCAACCUUAUCCACAUGUUGAUGGGGAUCUCUUUCCAGAUCUGUUCCACCAAGAACAGCACACUGGAACCUGUGCCUGCAAUCUACGUCAACCCCUUCGGGGGCAGUCAUUCGGAGAGCUGGUUCAUGCCUGUUAACCAGCAGGACUUCCCAGACUGGGAAAAAACUAAAUUGGAUGCCUCACUUCAGUGCUAUAACUGGACCCUCAGUCUUGGCAGCAAGUGGAAGUCCUUCUUCGAGACGGUUCACAUUUACCUUCGUAGUCGUAUCAUUACAGAUGAUCCCGCAGUCAACGAGACCCUUUUUUACGAACCGCUCGAUCUGGAUGACCACUCAGCCAACCUGGGCUACAUGAAAAUCAACAGCCUGAAGGUCUUUGGAUACAGCAUGCACUUCGAUCCAGAGGGGAUCAAAGAUCUGAUCUUGCAGUUGGACUACCCCUACACACAGGGCUCACAAGAUGCAGCCUUCUUGAUGCUUCUGGAGAUGAGAGACCGCAUCAACCGGCUCUCUCCACCAGGAGCCCAGCCACUGGACCUCUUCUCCUGCCUGCUGAGGCACAGGCUCAAGCUUUCAUCCAGUGAGGUGGUACGCAUACGGGAUGCACUCCAGAGUUUCAAUGCCAAGCUGCCUAAUUCUGCUGAGCCAGAACUCAGCCAGCUGUGCAGCUAGCUCAAAUCACACAUUUUGGCCUGUGUGUGUGAAUGUAUUUGUAUGUGAUGAAAGAGAGGGAAAAUAAAUAUAUUGUCAGUGUAUUUGCAAAUGUUUGUGGAUGAGAGCAUCUUUGAACGAUCCUCCUUUGGGAGGGAUGCAAUGCAGGAUUUUUGAUUGUGACUGGCAUAGGAGCAUUUACCAUAUGGGGCUUCUGAAUUGCCAGAAUAUUCCCUCACUGGGAAAACCUUGUGGAAGAAGGGUGGAUGUAGCCUACUGUCAAAACUACUAACUGUCUUUGAGUAAAGAUUCGCUUUGAUACAAUGGGGAUUUAACUUAAGGAGGCUGCCUACUAGAUGAUUCUGAGCAAACAUGGAAAGAGAAAAUUUUAUUUGAGAAUAUAUACUCGCAAUAUGCGGAAGUGGAGUUCUCUUCCCAGUCCACCCCUGACUGUACCUAUACUUUCUUAGCACCUGCAGUAUGUACUGCAGGUGCUGUAGGUAUUCUGUGUUGAUGUGAUGGCAUUAUUUGAGAUGAAAGCAGAGAACCGAUAAUAAGGAUUCCAUUCUGAUCUGAAGGUUUGGAGCACACUGCCCCAAAUGUUAUAACAAUCAACAGAGAUUUAAAUCUUUGCUUUUCUAUUUUAUCUGCAGUCACAACUCCUGUAUUGUGAGAUCUGUAUAUCUGUAUUUAAUGUUGGACUGAAUUGCCAGAAUGUUGGAUAGAAAUUCCUUUGUAUUCAGAGAUAUGGCUAAACCAAAAGGCAAACAUGAAAGCAAAUUGAAUGGCAAAAUUUCUUGCUGUUUUUUUUUUUUUUUUUUUUUUUAUGUUCAUUGAAAUCUCUUUUGAGGUAACCUUAAGAUAACAUUCUUUCAAUAUUGUUUUGAAAAGGUUUGUGGACAGCUUUGUAAAUAUUGCUCCAUCUCAUUCAAGACAUGAAAAGCUUCCAUUGCUUCUUGGAUAUAUACAGAUUUACACCUGUAUUUGUACUUUUUUUAAAGUGCAAAGACCAAACAACACUUCAACACAAAACAAUUGCCUUAUGAAGUGAAAUCUCUGUUCUUAUAUCAAAGCACACUUGGCUGUAUGUCCCUCUUUCUCUUCUAUUCUAUUCUUUUUUUUCUCGCGCUUUAUUAAAUUCUGAUUUGAAUUACAGUGACCUCUAAUCUGUAAAUGUUCGUUUUAAUUGAAGUAUUAUAUGAGGAGUACAUUAUGUGUCAUUAUGUGCAAAAACAGAGUUACAUUUACAUUUCCCGAUUCAAUAUCUUUGUUUUCCAUUUCCCUACUUUUCUACUACACAUAGACAUAUAUAAUGAUGUGACAGAGAAUAACUAUAAUACAUGAAUUCAUUUUAGUAUAUCUGCAUCUCGGGGCAAUUAUUUUCUCUCAGAAUUUAAUAACCGUACAUGUACCACUUAAGUGUUCUUGAUUACAUUACUUGGGCUGUGGAAUUUGUCAACACAAUCAACCAGAUAAUUAUAGCCCUUGUCAACACUGAGUGUUUAUUACUCCUUAUUAUUUAAAACUGGAAUGUCUAGAAAUAUCUGUGAAAAUUGCAUAUAUCCAGCUACAUAAAAAAACUACCAGUUGUCUGUCAGGAUAAGAUGAAUGACUCUAUAUAUGAUGAGCAACUUUUACAGUGGGGGGGGGGGAAGAAUAAAAAAGUGCAAUUUAUGCGGUUGUCAUAUAGAGCUGUAGGACCUUCACAUACUCUGUCACAAUAUAUCUGGAUCCGUGCUGAACUGCAAGGAAAAAUAAAAUGCUCACUAAACUAAUAAGAUGGAAAUAACAUGGAGUCUAAAUGUGAGUUGUUUAUCUUAAUGUAGAACACAGAAAUCAGUUUUUGCCCAUCAACAAAUCGUCAAGACAGUGAAGGGCAUCUAAUCAAUUACAGAGGCCCUGUGUAAACUUGCAUCCUCUAUAUUAAGAAUGCAUACACAAUUGGAAUAUGUCAGUAUUCCAUGAUUUACAAUGGUUGCACUGCUAAAAGCUGCAAUGUAUUUAUGGAUAACACCUUUAAUAACUUUCAAUGGUAAGUCAUAAACAUUCUAUAAUACUUAGCAGAUUGUUAGUUCAUGAAUAUUCAAAUAUGAAUAUAUGAGAAUAUACUGUAUGAAUCAUACUGUAGUUUCUUUACUAUUUGAACAUUUCCUAACAUUUUAAAUGUGUAUUAAUUAACAAAUGAUCUGUUAAGCAUUAUAGAGGCCUUUUGAAAUGUUUGAUAAUGACUUACUAAUGAAAUAUUUAUAUUCAUAUGAAAAUUCACUAUAUUGUACAUUGUGUCAUUGUGUGAAAUAUGAAUUUUGGGCCAAUACAUUAUUAUAAAAAGAUAUACGUGUUAAACGGAACAUACAAUAUAGCUAAUCCAAACAUCUUUUAAAUGAUGGUGUAGUUUUACUAUUAAAUUUUACUUUAUACAGAGCACAUUUAAUGUUAACUAACACUUCAAAAUGUUACCCUGUACUCUGGUUUUCAUUGAAAACAUUUGCAUUUUUCUUUCAAAAUAGGCCAGACAAAACUCUCACAUUCAUUACUGUAACAGUUGCAAGUUACCUUGUAUUUAUUUCUUUGGGAUUUUACCAAGCGUGAAAAUUUUGUUUUGUGUUCCACCUCAGAUACAAGAGAUUAUGCUUUUGUAGAAACGUGUCAAGCGUGGCAUACUUUUAGGCUCUCUCAGCACGCUGUUUGAAUUACUUAAAAACAGAUUUUUUUUUUUUUUUCUGAUUCCAUGAACAUUUUUGAAAACCAGCCUUCAUUAGCAUACUUUGAAAUAAAUAAAAAAAAAGAAAUCCUCUAAUGUGCACUAAUGUACAGUAGCAAAACUAUUAUUUUUUGGCAUUUUUUUUUUUUUAUUUCAGCCUGUAGUUAUUUACUAAGCAUGCUCUGAAACAAAAUGGCAUGUUGUCAAAUUAAUACAGCUCUUGGAGUUUUGAGAUGUCUCUUGGUGUCCUACUAGUCACUGAGGGCACUUAAAAAUUUGUGAACUCAGAAUCCUCAGAAACCUCUUAAAUUGUCUAGAUUCUUGUUGCAAACAACUUUUCCUGCCCAGUCUUUAAACUUUAUUUUAAUGCGCUUCUCAACUUUGCACUGCAGAAAGCCAGACACGUACAGUUUAUCUACAUGAAUGCUGCAUUGCAGAGAGCUUUACCAUGCUGUAAACAUCAACUGACAGAAAUUUUGUCCAUCUCUGAUGUUUCUCAAAUGCAUUACCAUUUUCCAAACGGGUUAAUUUUUUUUUUAAUCAAUUUUCCUUUUUUUUUUUUUACUCAAAUCUUUAUGCCUGUACAUGCUACAAUUUUAUGAAUAAUCUUCAAGUUACAUCAGUGGGGUCAGUCUACUGUCAUGCCUUGAGCCUCUAUGCAUCGCCCGAGUGGGACAUAAAGCUGCCCCAAAAACAUUUUGACAUUUUGGACACUUAAGCCACACAAAAUUGUCUGAAUGUUAUUGCAUUAGAUAACAACAUUUCAAACUAUGUGGCCUCUGCAAACAAAUGAUGCAGAACUAACUUUUGUGAGUUUUUUUUUUUUUUGGCAAUGACUUUUAACCAACUUGUCUCAUGGUGACUUUUAGCAGAUGUAUGAAGUCAGUUCCCCUUCACACAGUGUCCUAGCAGAGUAACCACAGGUGUAGUUUAUCACAUGUUGUACGUGUUCCACAAAGUUUGGCAACCAGAAAGUGUAAAAAUACUUUUAUUCUUAAUUUUAAACAAUAUAUCUGUUUUUUCCAUUUGAAAACAAACCUUUUUUGAGUGAAAUAUUCUGCUUGAAAAGAGUGUUUAUGCGAUAUUUCUUUAAAACAAAUGCCACAUGGUUUGAUAUAUAUUAAAUAAUGCAAAGACAUUCAUACCUUUUUAUGAAUGACUUUUGUCACUGUAUGCUUGCCUUUUUUUUUUUUUUUUUUUUUUGAGAGAGAGGUAUCAAUGU